AAGACUGAGGCUGAUUGGGUGAAGUAUUGACCCGACUCACCUGAUCUGACUUUAUAAGCGGCUAGAGGGGCUAGGUCUCUGUUUGCAGGGGGUGCUAGUGCCAGUCUCUUUAGCAGACUAUUUUAUGUUGUGUGAGUGAGGUGGUGCUCGCAAAUCCUAGGAACCAUGGCUCUUAACAGUAGUGCCAACAGCAACAGUAAAUCCGAGAAGCCAGUGUCUCUAAUCUGGGGAUGUGAACUAAACCAUGAGAAGAAAACCUAUACAUUCAAGAUCCCAGAUGAAUGGAAGUAUGAGCAGCAGCUGGUCCUGCGGACAAUCUGCCUAGGAGAAAAAGCUAAAGACGAGUUCAAUGUUGUGGAGAUUGUACCCGCCGAGGACAGCCAGGACACCACGCCUGUGCCCCUAGCAACUCUGAAACCUUCAGUACUGCCAAUGGCCACCAUGGUGGGGGUUGAGCUGACUCCUCCUGUCACCUUCAGGCUGAGAGCUGGCUCUGGCCCAAUCUACAUCACCGGACAACAUGUUACAUUGGUACCAGAUCUCUCCUGGGACGAGGAGGAGGGGGAGGAAGAAGAGGAGGAGGUGGUUGAGGAAGAAGAAUCUCGGGAGGAUUCUCCCCCCAAAGCCAUCAAGCAUCCAGCUUCCAACAAGCAGGGUAGCAUUGCCAAGAAGAAGAAGAUGGAGAAAGAGGAAGAGAACAGUGUUCCUUCUGAUGAUGAUGUCCUUCCCAGCAAGGGAAGAGGAGCUGGCAGAGGGAGAAAGCCAGCAGUGAAGAAAUAGACUGAUCUGCAGCGAGAUAUCUACGAGGGCCUGGUACGGAAGAGACCAGAGAUUUUUUUUGGUGCGGUUUUCUGUAAAUGUCUUUAG
Messenger RNA from Dermochelys coriacea (leatherback sea turtle), 867 nucleotides. It is a transcript of the gene NPM2, whose product is annotated as nucleophosmin/nucleoplasmin 2. The transcript is spliced from 10 exons. Bases 166 to 780 code for a protein of 204 amino acids. Gene Ontology annotation, molecular function: histone binding; chromatin binding; RNA binding. Gene Ontology annotation, cellular component: cytoplasm; nucleoplasm; nucleolus. Gene Ontology annotation, biological process: positive regulation of DNA replication; chromatin remodeling. The record is from RefSeq and is a predicted model, not a curated record. Lineage: Eukaryota; Metazoa; Chordata; Testudines; Dermochelyidae.